AGCCCUUGAGUUAUCGAAAUCACCAUUGAGAAGUCUCUCUUCGCCCAACUCGAGAUGAAAGCGCGGAGCCCACCUUCAGUACACGCGAGGAAUUCAGCGGCUCAGGAGUCUUUACGCUUGAGAACGAAUCUUUGCCAAUCAUCCUGGUGCACAUCGCGGCGCCAUACAGGGCUUGACCGCGGUGCAACCACAAUGGAAAUCCAACGUUCGCGCGAAGGUAGAUGACGGGAAGUUCCCUUGCGUCCCUUGAUUCUCGAGUCGCUCCUCUAAAGCAAGUUCUGUCGACAGCUCGUCGGGGUACUCUACCUGAGGUAGCAACCUGGCCCUCGCGUUUUAUUCUUGUACAUCGGGGGAGGCCACUUGCAUGUAUUCUCCCACACUGUCUCUAGGGGAAAGUGGCCGACCGCGACCCUGCCGUACGCGAGUCUUCCGUUUGUCUCGCUGGAUACUUCGCCGGCGAUGAGGCGCAAAGCUAAUGUGUCCAAAUGGCCCUGAUUUCUGCCUCCGAUGUUCCACUUCGACCUUUCAUAAUCCACUAUUAUCACUAGGCAUGUCGCUGACACGUCCCUCAGGCAAGGUUUAUGAUGUGACGGACUUCUUAGACGACCAUCCCGGAGGCAGCAAGAUCAUUCUCAAGUAUGCCGGAAAAGAUGCAACCGCGGAAUACGAGCCCAUUCAUCCUCCAGAUGCCAUCAAGACUCAUUUGCCUCCGGAGAAGCACCUAGGGAGCGUCGACCCAGAGACAGUUCAGAAGGUUAAGAUCGAGGUCACGGAUGCGGAGAAGGAGCGUCUAGAGCGCGUCGCGAACCGGCCCCCGCUGUCAGAGGUUCUGAACCUGCAUGAUUUCGAGGCUAUCGCGCGAGUCGUUAUGCCGGAGAAGGCGUGGGCGUACUACAGCUCCGCCGCUGACGAUGAGAUCACGAACCGCGAGAACCACGCAGCUUAUCACAGAAUAUGGUGGAGGCCACGGAUCCUCCGGGACGUCACACAUGUGGACUGGUCGACAAAGAUCCUGGGACACCCUUCCAAGCUGCCGCUUUACAUCACCGCGACUGCGCUCGGCAAGCUCGGACAUCCAGAUGGUGAACUGAAUCUCACCCGGGCCGCUGCGAAGCACGGUGUGAUCCAAAUGAUCCCCACCCUUUCCUCGUGUUCGUUCGACGAGCUCGUCGAUGCCGCGGAGCCUGGCCAGGUGCAGUUCCUUCAACUGUACGUGAACAAGGACCGCGAGAUCAGCAAGAAGUUUGUCCAGCACGCGGAGAAGCGCGGCAUCAAGGCACUGUUCAUCACCGUCGACGCUCCCCAGCUCGGUCGCCGUGAGAAGGACAUGCGGCAGAAAUUCGAAGCAGAGGAUCCCGCAGAGGUGACAGGCAACAAGCAGCAGGACAAGGUCGACCGCUCUCAGGGCGCCGCACGCGCCAUCAGCUCCUUCAUCGACCCUGGCCUCGACUGGAAGGACAUCCCUUGGUUCCAGAGCAUUACUAAGAUGCCGCUGAUCCUGAAGGGCGUCCAGUGCUGGGAGGACGCCCUGCAAGCGUACGACCUCGGCCUCGCGGGCGUCGUGCUCUCCAACCACGGCGGCCGGCAGCUCGACUUCUCGCGCUCCGGCAUCGAAAUCCUCGUCGAGGUCACGCGGGAGCUCAAGGCGCGCCGCGGGCUCACGUUCCCGAACGAGAAGUUCCAGCUGUUCGUCGACGGGGGCGUCCGCCGCGCGAACGACGUGCUGAAAGCGGUCGCGUUGGGCGCGACGGCGGUGGGCGUCGGGCGGCCGUUCUUGUACGCGUUCUCGUCGUACGGGUUCGAGGGCGUAGACCACGCGCUCCAGAUCUUGCACGACGAGUUCGAGAUGAACAUGCGUCUGCUGGGGGCGAGGACGCUGGAGGAGGUCAAGCCAGAGAUGGUGGACGCGAGCUCGUUGCAGAGCCACAUCGUCGCCGUGCCGGGAGAUAGGCUGUACGAUUCCAAUUACGAGAGUAUGCAGCACGCGCGCUUGCGGGAGGUGAAGGCGAAGAUAUGAUGGGGUGAGAUACUAGGCGCGCUUGUCGCUUGAGGACGACGUGUUGAACUCACGCAUAGCAUUCGCAUUUGUUGUCGUAGACACAUUCCACAUUUUGAAUACUAGACCACUUAAGCCAG
Dichomitus squalens LYAD-421 SS1 is the source of this 2136-nucleotide messenger RNA. RefSeq lists its product as uncharacterized. Gene Ontology annotation, biological process: lactate metabolic process. Lineage: Eukaryota; Fungi; Basidiomycota; Agaricomycetes; Polyporales; Polyporaceae. Gene Ontology annotation, molecular function: heme binding; L-lactate dehydrogenase (cytochrome) activity. Bases 551 to 2017 code for a protein of 488 amino acids. The transcript has 12 exons. The record is from RefSeq and is a predicted model, not a curated record.